AUGUCUUCACAAACUGCUAAAUUCACAUUCCCAGAAACCCUUGGUGGUCAACACCGAAUCAGCUCGCCAAAAUCGUCUGGUUCCAAGCAGACACAGAGUACAGAACGAUGUAUAUAUGUUGUUCAAGAAUACAGCUGUCCCCACCACCCCUCCCUCAACACCCCCCACAUCUUCCACCGGAUUCCCUGUCCCCAAGCCCUCCUCCCCCACACCUCUCAAACCGACUGCGAGAACUACGCCCACCACAAAGACGAGCUCGUGCAAGUAUCUCGCUACGUUCUCGAUCGCGGCUGCAUGGAAUGUAAAACUCUCGCGCGCGCACGUCGUCAUGAGGAAGCAGCCACGCAUCCUGAGAUUCGGAGGAAGAUGCAGGAAUUGGGACUCGGACAGGAGGAUAUUGAUCAUUUUGAAAAGGUGACGAGUAGUUUUCCAGCGAGCAGGAGAGUUCUAGAGCUGGUGAGGGCGAGGGAGAAGAGUGAGAGAUUGAGGAGAGAGGAGGUUCCUGAGGAGUGGCGCAGAAAGGAUGGGGAAGACGAGGUGCAGAAUCAAGGUGAAGCAAAGCAGGAAUAUGAGCUUCAAUCCAAGAUAGAUAACGUCGACCUUAUACCUCCUGCAACUCUUGUUUCCUCAAUUGAAGGCCCCGUCGUUGAACAAAGUGACAGUGCAGAAAAAGAGCACGAAAUCACACAGCUCCAGCCAAUUGCUACAAAGGUCAAGACCCCACAACGCGCAAAAAUCCUCUCGAAAAGGGAUACCUCUCAACCUUCAGCCAAGCCCACCAAGCUCAGAAGUCUCACAGCUAGCAUCGCAACCAGAGUACUCCAAAGAGACGAACUCAUGCAGCCACAAUCCCAAGUUCCAACCCAUAAAGAGAGCACCCCUCACCCAUCCAGCAAGCCCACCGAGCUCAACGAUCCAACUUCUGAUACCCCACCAGAGGAAGAACUCCAAAUCGCAGAACUUCCCGAGCGAUACCUCGAAGCUCCAACCACAGAAGCGAGCUUCCCCACCCCUGAACCCAAAUCUCACGAGCUGCAAGCCACACCACCAAACCCCUCCCCCUCCCCCAAAGAAGAAUCCCCACCCCCCGAAAAACUAACCGACAACAUCCACCUCUCUCUCGACGAAGAAUGGGACACGGAUGAAGAAAGCGAGCGCGUCUUUGGAGAAGUAGCACUUGCACCUUCGUUUGGGUGUCAGACGGGUGAUGAAUGGAUUGUGGUAGGGAGUUGGGAACAGUGA
Botrytis fragariae is the source of this 1242-nucleotide messenger RNA. RefSeq lists its product as uncharacterized. The transcript has 2 exons. Bases 1 to 1242 code for a protein of 413 amino acids. NCBI's taxonomy places the organism in Eukaryota, Fungi, Ascomycota, Leotiomycetes, Helotiales, Sclerotiniaceae. The record is from RefSeq and is a predicted model, not a curated record.